GCACAAGCGACCGGGCCGCUUCAAAUUGGAGUCUCCUUUUUCUCGACUCCUACUAGGCUUGGCUUAGUAGCUCUGCUGCCGUGUUCCGGCAGACGUACAUACGGAUACCAACAUCUCCUUCCGUCGCCAAGAGAGGAAACCCAUUUUCAACGCCAAGUGAGGAAGCUUUCCCCUGUCAGAGAGGACGAAGACGUCUCGUCACGUCCUGGAACAGCACCUCGCGUCACACGAUCCAUAUUUACAGGCCAGCAGUUGUUGGCUACCAGCGGCCUGACAAUGUUUGUGAGAGACAUUAGGCGCCUAUUACUAUUUGUAGUGCCUAUCCUCAUCCUCCUCUGCACCAUCAUCAGUUUUUAUAGGCAGUCACCAGCUUUAUCUAGAGUGAAUCAAUGGAUCCAGCCCGCCGUCGACAAAACGGACUCUAAUCAGGGCAAAGAAAAUGCCGGUCUAACUCAUGGAGAAGAAGCAGAAGUGCCGAUAAGAAACAAGUCUGCUCCGCUUGAUAUUCAGACCUCUCACCAGGAGAUCUUCUCAACCUCAACCUCGGAUAAGAAGUACUUUUCCAUCGACUUUGUGGGCAAGCACAAUGGCAUGAAUCCCAACAUCAUCCCUCACCCAACUCUGGAAAACACGUGGAUCGUGGCAGCUCAGAUGGUACGAGGCGAGGAUGAGCAAACCGUCCACUUCACAGAACUUGUUUGCAACGCUGUUUUUCAAGGUAACGUCUUACGAUGCCUUCAGUCUCCAAAUAUCCUCCCUGUUGUGCCCACAAAGGGCGGCAAAUGUGAAGGUGAUCUCGCGUACUUCAACUUCAACGUCGGUCCUCACGACGCCCGUGUUGUGUACGGCCCAGAUACGCCGUACAUCAUUUACGGCUCGAAUUCCCAGUUCACGUGCUUCGGCCAGUUCAUUCAAGACUUCCGCGAACUUAUUGACUGGAGAGGCCGGGAAGCCGGUUCUGAUAGAUUUCUUGUGGGGACAGAGAUGCAGCGCCCGCUGCCUUGGAAUGCCAUCGAGAAGAACUGGUUCCCUUUCUGGGACCCCUUUGGUCAGAUGUAUAUUCACUACGACGUCUCGCCUAAACGGGCCUUUGCUCAAAUCAACGCCGAUGGCUCGGUCGGCCUCGAUCUAUCAAUUCUAACCGAGGCGGACGAUGCUAAAUGCAUUGCAAAAUACUUUCCCCCGAUCCUCAACUCUCUCGAGUCAAUCCAUCAGGCGUCCAACUCGCUUAAAAUCACCAUGUGCAAACGGACAGAUGCCAUCUGCAUUGCUAAUGAAAGUAACACCUUCAUUUUCACCAUAUGGCAGCACAAGACCUUUUACAACUUCCACGGAGUUUAUGAGCCGUAUAUUAUGCUCUUCCAGGAGCAGGCACCUUUCGCAAUGCACGCCGUGUCGAAGAAGCCGCUUUGGAUCCACGGUCGCAAGCAGCAGCUUGACCGAGACACCUCAGACAUGUUUUAUGUUACAUCAAUCGCUUGGAAGCGUCCCGGCGUUACGUAUCACGGAUAUCUGGACGAUGAGCUCUUCAUUGGAUUUGGCAUUGAAGACAGGGAGUCAGGGGCCAUUGAUGUUACGGCCGAGGAGUUAAUGUCGGGACUUGGGCUUUGCGCAGAGGCAUAAGAGGCACAGUAUACCCGUUAAAGUGCCUUUUCGAUGUCACUGUUUCUUAUAUCCUUACUCUUUUACCCAUUUUCAAUUUUUUUUGUAAAGCCAAUUUUUUCUUACUUUUGGUGUACUACUCCGUACCUAGUACUAUAUCAGCUACCUAGGGAGAGUUUACGAAGAG
Trichoderma asperellum CBS 433.97 is the source of this 1789-nucleotide messenger RNA. The record is from RefSeq and is a predicted model, not a curated record. NCBI's taxonomy places the organism in Eukaryota, Fungi, Ascomycota, Sordariomycetes, Hypocreales, Hypocreaceae.